This is a messenger RNA of Talaromyces atroroseus, 645 nucleotides long. RefSeq lists its product as hypothetical. The transcript is spliced from 2 exons. NCBI's taxonomy places the organism in Eukaryota, Fungi, Ascomycota, Eurotiomycetes, Eurotiales, Trichocomaceae. The record is from RefSeq and is a predicted model, not a curated record. The coding region runs from base 1 to 645 and encodes 214 amino acids.
AUGACUGCCCUAGUCCCAUCACUGAUCACUCAUAAGUCCAAACCAAAAGCAGCAGCCAAGUCCAAGUCAGGCUGUGCAAAAGUGCGCUUUUGGAUACCUCCUGCAGGCAACAAGACGCCUCAUCAUUCGCCAACAAACAAUCGUGAUGCUACAAAUGCUGUCGUGGCCACUGAGUCUGCAGCCACUCCCACUUCCCUCUCAGUCUCGGCAGCACAGUUACAAGACCCGUCGACGAAUACUCGCGCCGACUUCGAGAUUGCCUAUAAAAUAAGAAAAGCCACUGAUUCGGUAGCUGUCCAAUAUCUCGCCACACUCCUCUGUCGAAAUGAUAUUGCAGAGACGACAUGCCGUUUGAAGCAGAAUCGCAUCGACUUAGGCGAGGUUAUCGAGGCAGCACAAGAGCAAGUUGAAAAAGUCAAGAAGAUGGAGAAGCAUUGGCGAAUGUGCCUCCCUUCCUCAACCAAGGACUAUACGCAAAUGCCAAUCAGCAAACCAAAGGCAACUCGCGAAUCACUCAGGCAUUUCGACGAUAUAAGAAUGGAGUAUGCGAAGGUGAUUGCUUACCUGGAUGUGAUAAAUGAUCUAAAAGUCGAGCGAAGCCUCCUCCUCGAUGAUCAGGAGUUCAUGUGCGGCCAUACCCUGUAG